GCUCCCUCCAUCCCAGACCCUCCCUCCUCCUCCUCAGUGGUUCAGGGAGACUGGAAUGUAAUCCAAAACAUCACAGGUUGAUCCUGUUGCUGCUCAGAGAGAGGAGUCAAAGUCCCUUCCCUGCUCCAAGGUGAAGGUCCUGGGUCGUGACAUGCCCGGGGAGCCUCGGCAGGGCAGCUCCAGGCGGGAGGUGUCCUCGGUUGCAGCAGCUUCUGUGAUCAAAUACUCUGGAGUAGCCCAAGAGCUGGAUGGGAGAAUGAACCCUGAGAAAAGGACCUGGGACAGAAGAGGCAUGGAAUUCCUGGGAGGAGCUGCUGCUACGGUUGGUGUGAAGUUGGUUGAGAAAUUCAUAGACGAGGCAUUCGAGCGAGGAAGUAAGAAAAAAGGAUGGGAACCAGAGGCCUCAAAGCCCCAGGAAUCAUGGAUGAAGGAGGACUUCCAGAAGCUCAUCCAAGAAAUGAAAGCUAUGCGUGAAGAUCUCCAGAAAAGGCAGGAAUACACAAAUUGGCUUUUUCAGCUGCUCAGAGAAGACCUGAACAAGGAACAAGACAGGAAAAUGAAGAAAAUGGCGAAGGCCCAGGAAUCCAAGAUGGACAAGGAAUUCCAGCAGCUCCGCCAAAGGAUUCAAACUCUGGAACAAGAAUUACAUGGUAGGCAGGGGUCCAAACAACACAGCCUUCAGCUCCUCGGAGCAGAAACGGAGAUGGAACACGGUGUGCUGAUAGAAAGUGCAUCAGAAGACGAGGGCUCUGAUACAGAUGCAUAGACAACUGCUGAGCUGGUGAAGCAUUGAUCAACAAAAUUGAAGUCUGGCACUCAUUACAUUUCUCUUGAGCUUGGGCCCCCACCCCCUGCACUCCCUGGGCUCACUGUAUUGGGAAGUGUUCGUGCUGCUGGAAGACUGAGAUAAUUGUUAGGGCUUUUCUCCCUCCUGUGAGCUGGUUCCUGCUGUGCCAGGGCAGAUCCAUCCACUGCCCGGUUUCAACAAGUGAAAGCAACAGCAGCCAAAGUGCAACCCAGAGCAGAGCAGCUGAAUUACCCAGCGAGCUCUACACAAAAUCUCAGGGCAGAGUCCUGGGAAUCCUGGAUUUUAACAUUCUGUGUGUGUGAAGAAUCUGGGAUGUACAGCAGUGGGGGAACCAUUUCACCUGGAGAAUGAAGUGUUCAGUUGCAAUCCUGAUUUUUCUGUGACAUGUUUACUACACUCGCAUUACCUGUCUUCUUUCCUGCUUCUGUUUUUAGUUAAUGUGUAUCAGCACAAGUGUA
Messenger RNA from Chiroxiphia lanceolata (lance-tailed manakin), 1266 nucleotides. RefSeq lists its product as uncharacterized. The record is from RefSeq and is a predicted model, not a curated record. The transcript is spliced from 7 exons. NCBI's taxonomy places the organism in Eukaryota, Metazoa, Chordata, Aves, Passeriformes, Pipridae. The coding region runs from base 152 to 766 and encodes 204 amino acids.